This is a messenger RNA of Fibroporia radiculosa, 1518 nucleotides long. RefSeq lists its product as uncharacterized. Gene Ontology annotation, molecular function: protein binding. The record is from RefSeq and is a predicted model, not a curated record. The transcript has 2 exons. Bases 1 to 1518 code for a protein of 505 amino acids. Lineage: Eukaryota; Fungi; Basidiomycota; Agaricomycetes; Polyporales; Fibroporiaceae.
AUGAUUUGUGAGUCUGACCCUCUGAGUUCAAGUCUCGCCCCCCAGUUUAAUCGUCCCGAUGCCGAUGUCAUCUUGCGGUCGUCGGAUGGGAUCCGCUUCCACGUCCAUCGCCUCGUCCUCGUGAUGGCUUCGCCUUUCUUCGAGGAUAUGUUUCAUUUGCCAGUUCCUCACAAUGAAAACCAGUCAGAUCGGCCGAUUAUCGAUGUAUCCGAAGACAGGGCUACACUCGACAUACUCCUCCGGGUUAUUUAUCCCGUCGCCGAUCUACUCGUAACCACGGUAGACCAGGCGCGUCCUGUCCUGGAGGCGGCGCUGAAGUAUGACAUGAUUGCUGUCAAACAAUUCGCGAUGCGGAUGUUAGAGACCUUUCUUCCAGCGGAGCCUCUGCGCGUGUAUGCCAUCGCCGCGCGACAUGGAUUGGUUCACCUGGCAAAGGCGGCUGCGAUGGAGGCGGUGCGGCAAAAUACCGUUCCAGGUGUCUAUGUCCCCGAAUUCGAGAACUUGCCCGCGGGCUGCUAUCACCGACUUUUGCAAUACCAGCUGCGGUCCACCGAUCUUACUACGUUUGACUUCUGUCGCCCUGAGAGUAACGCCACUCCUGCAGGGCCUUCGGGCGAGGUUGAUUUCACGGAGCGCGACGCCCCAUCCCCAUUCGACGCGCUCGACGCCGAUGUUGUGAUGGUGGCCAUUGACAAUAUGCGCUUCCACGUCUAUGGGAAAGUUAUUGCACUCGCGUCGCCUGUCUGGAGAGACUUAAUUCAGAAAGAGUCUUUGGAAAAUUCCCUCGAUGACGACGCUCGCGCCGAACGUACGCCAAUUGUGAUCCAGAUGAGCGAGCACAGCGAUAUUCUGUGGAUGUUGUUGCAGCUCGUCUACCCUUCGGGCACUGCAGCUCCAAAUGAUCCAUCCAUAUUACCCUCUUUAUACGACGCCGCCGAGAAAUACCAGAUAGAACGCGCGUCCCACUUUUGUCUCCGGGAAUGGGCGACGUUCGCGGCGCUCGAUCCUCUUAGUUCCUACUUACAUGCGUCUUCCCGCGGAUUGAAGGAGCAGGCCAUACAUUCAGCCAGAAGCCUCUUGUCCCGCACAUAUCACGAUUUGGUGAAAAUAUACGUGGGGACACUUGAGGCAGUUCCGACGGGCCCCUACUAUCGCCUGCUGCAGUUUCACAUAAAGUGCAGCCAGGCAGCUAUAGUGUUCCUUGGCGGCCAGAAGUAUAGAGAAUUGGAAGCUUCAUCCAGCUUUGACGUUGUGAAAUGCAGUGACUCAUGCAGCUAUUCGUAUAACAAACAGACCCCCAAAUGGUAUUCUCCAUAUGUGAACCGAGCUAGAUACAUCUUGGAAAUACGGCCGUCUGUACCGGCAUUCCGUCUGGAAACGUUCGAACUCGUAGUGAAGGAGAUGAAAUGUCUUUCCUGCAUGAUGCGUAUAAAAGAGGUUCUCGCGUUCUGCUCAGCAUUCGAGGAUGCGGUGGAUAAAGUCAUUUCAGAGGUUAGCACAGAUAUUUUGUUCAAUUAA